AUUUUAUUAUAAUGAUAUCAAUAUUGAGAAUGAAAUUGAUAGUGAAGAUAAAACUGAUAAUAAUUCUAAAAAUAAAGAUGAUAAAAGUAAUAAUUAUCAGAGUAAUGAUAGCGAAUUUAACAUAUCAGAAGAAGAUUAA
Messenger RNA from Funneliformis caledonium, 139 nucleotides. The record is from the annotation of a GenBank genome assembly. Lineage: Eukaryota; Fungi; Glomeromycota; Glomeromycetes; Glomerales; Glomeraceae.